Messenger RNA from Bradysia coprophila, 1044 nucleotides. RefSeq lists its product as uncharacterized. NCBI's taxonomy places the organism in Eukaryota, Metazoa, Arthropoda, Insecta, Diptera, Sciaridae. The record is from RefSeq and is a predicted model, not a curated record.
AUGUUUACGCAUUACCCGUCGACGGAACAGUUCCGUCAUGUGAUUACCAGUGUGAAAAGGUAUGCGGAAAACCGUAGCGAAGGGUUACCAACGUUAAAAUUCGUUGGAACCGUUAAGUUGCACGGGUCCAAUGCAGCCAUCGGCUUUCACAAAGAUGAUGGUCACUGGUGCCAAUCGAGAAACAACGUCAUUACACCGAAAAAGGAUUUCGAGGGAUUUGCAAAAUCUCUCAGUCCAGUGGCUGAUCAAUUCCUCACCGAAUUCAUUUUACCGCAAUGUCCAGCGCUCCGUGAACACUAUGAAUCGGGUCGUAGAAUUGUACUGUUCGGUGAAUGGUGUGGCGGCAAAAUUCAAAAGAAUGUGGCGAUAUUCGGGCUGCCGAAAAUGUUCGUCAUUUUCAACGUUCAACUGUGCGAUGAUGAAACUCAAACCACAGGAGAGGAGCCUGAUGACAGCAACGACGACGAAUCAAAAAACCCUAGGGUCUGGCUUCCACCGCAACAAUGGUCGCAUAUCAAAUGGCACGAGAAAUCCAUUUACAACAUCUACGACUUCCCAACGUACGACAUUGACAUCAAUUUCGAAUGUCCACAACUGGUGCAAAACAAACUGAUCGAAAUCACUGAAUCAGUCGAAGAACAGUGUCCAGUGGGCAGUCAUUUCAAUCGCACUGGUCUCGGCGAAGGUGUUGUCUGGACGGAAUGGGAAAAAUCGAACGGAAGUUUAGUGUUCAAGGUAAAGGGAGAGAAGCACUCAGUUACCAAGGUCGAAACGUUAGCAGCAGUGGAUACUGUCAAAUGCGAAAAUCUUCAAAGUUUCGUGAAUUACGCUUGCACCGAGAAUCGUAUGGAACAGGGACUGGAGUAUAUGCGAGAGCAACAAUUGCCGAUUGAAAUGAAAAAUUUUGGUGUAUUUAUGAAGUGGCUGGUCGGCGACAUUGUGAAAGAGGAAAAGGAUACCAUGGACGCAUCGGAUAUUAACUCCGCGGAGGUUGGUCGAUUAGUUAAAAGUAGAGUUCUUCCGUGGUUCAAAAAUCAAUUGUAG